AUGGCGAAGUUGGACCUCCUCAACAUUCUGGAUGAUUUAAAAGACGACGAAUUUAAGAACUUCAAGUGGUGCCUGAUGGAUGAAAAGGUGGGUGACAUCAAACCCAUCAAAAAGAAGGAUCUGUCAAAGGCAGAGACGCGGGAUGUGGUGGAUCUGAUGGUGCAGAAAUAUGGAUUUGCUGGAGCUGUGGAGGUGAUGAAGAGCGUUUUAAAGAAGAUCAACAGGAAUGAUCUGGUGGAGGAGUUGUCAAACAUCGGCUCAGGAGCAGAAGAUGGUGAUCAGCAGAAUGUCCGUGAUGGACAUAGGAUCUAUCUGAGGGUGAAAUGUCAACAAGUGACUGCAGUCAAUGAUAAUGCAGAAAGACCCCUCCUCAAUGAUAUCUACACUGAGGUCAACAUCACACGGGGAAGGUGUAAAGAGGUUAAUGCCCAACAUGAAGUGUGGCAGCUUGAGAGAGCUUCCAAGAUGGAGACUCAGGACUCCCCAAUCAAGUGUCAGGAUAUCUUCAAAGUCUUACCCAACCAAAAGAAACACAUCAUCAGAGUCGUUCUGAUGAUCGGCGUCGCUGGCGUUGGAAAAACCUUUACGGUGCAGAAGUUCACUCUGGACUGGGCAGAGGGCUCCAAAAACCAACAUAUCAGUCAGCUGAUUCUGCUUCCAUUCAAGGAACUGAACCCAAUCAAAGAUGAGCAGUACAGUCUGCUCAUGUUGAUCCAUAAAUUCUAUCCAACAUUACAGCUCACAGCAGAGAAGCUCGCUGUCUGCAAAGUUCUGUUCAUCUUUGACGGCCUGGAUGAAAGCAGGCUUUCAAUGGAUUUCAACAACAGUGAGGUCGUGUCUGAUGUCACACAGAAGUCAUCAGUCAGCGUGCUGUUGACAAACCUCAUCAGGGGGAAGCUGCUUCCCUCGGCUCUCAUCUGGAUAACUUCCCUACCUGCAGCAGCUGAUCAGAUCCCUUCAACAUUUGUUAACAGGGUAACAGAAGUACGAGGCUUCACUGAUGCCCAGAAGGAGGAGUACUUCAGGAGGAGAUACAGUGAUGGAAAGAAGUCCAGCAGAAUCAUCUCACACAUCAAGACAUCCAGGAGCCUCCACAUCAUGUGUCACAUCCCAGUCUUCUGCUGGAUCACUGCUACAGUUCUGGACCACAUGUUGACUACACACCAGAGAGGAGAGCUGCCCAAGACCCUGACUGACAUGUACUCACACUUCCUGCUGUUUCAGACAAAGAGGAAGAAGAACAAGUAUGAUGAGGGACGUGAGACGAGGAAACUUCUUCUGAAGCUGGGGAGGCUGGCGUUUGAACAACUGGAAAAAGGAAACAUGUUUUACCAAGAAGACCUGAAGCAGUGUGGUCUUGGUGUCACAGAGGCCUCGGUGUUAUCAGGGGUUUGUACAGAGAUCUUCAGAAAAGAACAGGGGUGCGACAAGGCUAUAGUCUACAGCUUUGUUCAUCUGAGCGUUCAGGAGUUUCUGGCUGCAGUCCACAUGUACCACUGUUACACCAAUGGGAAGGCAGGGGUACUGAAGGACUUCCUGGGAGAAUCAAACCCAUCUCUGGAUGUCUUCCUGAUGAGAGCCAUGGAGAAAUCUCUCAGGAGUGAAAAUGGCCACCUGGACCUGUUUGUCCGCUUCCUUCAUGGCCUCUCUCUGGAGUCCAACCAGAGUCUCUUAGGAGACCUGCUGGGUCAGACAGACAACAGUCCAGAAACCAUCCAGAGAGUCAUCAACAACCUGAAGGAGAUGAACAGUGAGGAUGUCUCUCCUGACAGAAGCAUCAACAUCUUCCACUGUCUGAUGGAGAUGAACGACCGCUCAGUACAUCAGGAGAUCCAAGAGUUCCUGAAGUCAAAGAACAGAUCAGAGAAGGAACUCUCUGAGAUCCACUGCUCAGCUCUGGCCUACAUGCUGCAGAUGUCAGAAGAGGUUCUGGAUGAGUUGGACCUGAAGAAGUACAACACAUCAGACGAGGGACGACGGAGACUGAUCCCAGCUGUGAGGAACUGCAGAAAGGCUGAACUUUCUGACUGUAAACUCUCAGAGACUCACUGUGAAGUUUUGGUCUCAGCUCUGAAGUCCAACCCUCAUCUGACACAUCUGGACCUGAGUAAGAACAAACUGUCUGAUUCAGCAGUGAAGCGUCUGUCUGCUGGACUGGAGAGUCCAGACUGUAGACUGAAGACUCUGAUAUUGGAGCACUGCAGUUUGUCAGAGACCAGCUGUGAUGAUCUGGUCUCAGCUCUGAAGUCCAACCCCUCCCAUCUGAGGGAGCUGGAUCUGAGUGGAAACAACCUGUAUGAUUCAGGUGUGAAGGUUCUGUCUGCUCGACUGGAGAGUCCAAACUGUAGACUGGAGACUCUGAGAUUGUGGGACUGCAGUUUGUCAGAGACCAGCUGUGCUUCUCUGGUCUCAGCUCUGAAGUCCAACCCCUCCCAUCUGAGAGAUCUGGAUCUGAGUGAAAACAACCUGUCUGAUUCAGGUGUGAAGGUUCUGUCUGCUGGACUGGAGAGUCCUAACUGUAGACUGGAGACUCUGAGGUUGUUUCGCUGCAGUUUGUCAGAGAUCAGCUGUGCUCCUCUGGCUUCAGUUCUGAAGUCCAACUCCUCCCAUCUGAGAGAGCUGGAUCUGGGUAAAAAUAACCUGAAGGAUUCAGCAGUGAAGCAUCUGUCUUCUGGACUGGAGAGUCCAAACUGUAAACUGGAGACUCUGAGAUUGAUAUCCUGCAAUUUGUCAGAGAUCAGCUGUGAUUAUCUGACCUCAGCUCUGAAGUCCAACUCCUCCCAUCUCAGAGAGCUGGAUCUGAGUGGAAACAACCUGAAGGAAUCAGACGUGAAGCAGCUGAUUGAUCUUCAGGAGAGUCCAGACUGCAGACUGGAGACUCUGAGAUGGGAGGAUUGAUCUCUGUCAGAGUGAGAGUGAACAUCCAGGAGUGUUGAGAGAGGAUCAGCUGGAUCCUGAUGAUCCAUCUGGAGUCUGGAUCUGGAUUUUGUCGUCUUCACUUAAGUCUCUUAACUGACUACAAACUGAACAGUUAUCUCUGGAUUUAGCUGAAGUCAGCACUUUACAGAUUAGUUCUACAUGAGCUGUUUGAUGCAGAAAAGAUAAAAACAGGUGUUAUAAGUCAGACUGUGAGCCUGGACUCAUAUUUAUCAAGUGUCUCAG
This is a messenger RNA of Scomber scombrus (Atlantic mackerel), 3162 nucleotides long. RefSeq names its product NACHT, LRR and PYD domains-containing protein 12-like. Bases 1 to 2898 code for a protein of 965 amino acids. The transcript has 10 exons. Lineage: Eukaryota; Metazoa; Chordata; Actinopteri; Scombriformes; Scombridae. The record is from RefSeq and is a predicted model, not a curated record. Gene Ontology annotation, molecular function: protein binding.